AUUCAAGCCAACGCCCCAUUGCCCGUCUUUACUCCCUCCUUCCUAUUUUGUUCUCUAGUUUUGCUAAAUCAAGGAAGUUGCCAUUACUGACCGAUUCGAAGGAGUGGCAAAUUGGAGAGAAGAAAACUUGUCUUCGUUGAGUUCUGCAACAUUGCAAUAUUCAGCCGUUAUAAUUAGCUGGUAAACUAUACAUUUAAUUUCGUUAUGGCUGAUACAGAGGCCAGUGUCGCUGCAGGCUGCCUGGAGAAGCUGAAGGGCUACGUGAAGACCCGAAAAGGAACUAUUCUUGCUGCAGAAAUACUCAUCAGUUUUAUCAUCCUAAUCUGCUAUGCUGCGUCAUUGUAUGGAGGUUAUUCUGCCGUGGCCAUCUGUGAGAUGGUGUUCGCCAGCAUCUUCUUUGGUGUCUUCAUGAUGGAAAUGGACAAGUCCUUCCAUGUGGUCAACUGGGUCUGGAGUGAUUUUAUCCGUGCUACUAUUGGUGCAGCCCUGUACCUUAUCACCUCUCUGAUCUGUGUGAUUGGUGGAGCAGGGGACGGCGCCCGUAUUGCAGGAGGGGUGUUUGGCCUGCUGGCUGGGAUCCUGUUUGCCUAUGAUGCCUACACCAUCUUUCUGGUUCUCAAGAGCACCAGGCAGCACACAGCAGCGUCCACUGACGACAGAGUUUAAGCACUCAAAGCUAUACCCCAAUUUAGCCAGUGAAAGAAAAAUGAAGUUUGUGCAGGAGGAGUCGACAAUGAAGAGAGAAAGAAGUGGAGCAGGUUGGAAGGAAGUUUGAUGCUCAAACGAAGAGAUUAACAGCAGAAAUUAACCAAUGUUAGGGU
Messenger RNA from Coregonus clupeaformis (lake whitefish), 821 nucleotides. RefSeq names its product proteolipid protein 2b (gene plp2b). Gene Ontology annotation, cellular component: membrane. The transcript is spliced from 5 exons. The record is from RefSeq and is a predicted model, not a curated record. Lineage: Eukaryota; Metazoa; Chordata; Actinopteri; Salmoniformes; Salmonidae. Bases 205 to 666 code for a protein of 153 amino acids.